GAACAUUCUAUUGUUAUGGCUGCAUCACAAACGAAUCCGGAAAAGAAUUCCGAGCUUAAGCCACCGCCUGGCCUAAAAUCGUUAAUUGAUCAUUUGAUAACUGUGUAUCCGGAUCAGCCCAAUCCACUGCAGGUGACGACACUGCUUAAGUACUGGCUGGGUGGCUCCGAUCCCCUGGACUACAUCAGCAUGUACAGCAACAAUGGUCAAGGAGCGGGGGACGAGGAGAGGAUACUUCCACACUGGCAUUAUGUUAGUUUUGGACUGAGCGACUUGCAUGGCGAUCAGCGGGUGCAUCUGAAGGAGGAGCAUACCACCCGCUCUGGCAUGGGAUUCGAGUUAACUUUUCGAUUGGCCAAAACGGAGGCAGAACUUCGCCAGCAACGCGAAUGCCCAGAUAAAUCCAUUAGGCCACCGACCUGGCCAGCAAAUCUAUUACAAUCCAUUGCUCGCUAUUGUUUCCAAACUGGGAAUGGUUUGUGCUUUGGCGAUAAUAUUCCGUGGCGCAAGUGUUUGGAUGGUGGGACAAAUUCACGGAUGCAAAGUCUGCUAGUGGCACAGGAUCCUCAGCUGGCCAGCAUUGACACACCCUUUGGCACUGUGGACUUUUGCCAGAUAGUCGGCGUCACCGAGGAGGAACUGGAGCAGGCCUCACGCUGGAAUGGUCGUGGUGUCCUCAACUUCCUCGCCAAAGAUGUGCAGACUGGUGGGGAUUGGCUGGUGACGAAUCUGCAGCGCACAAUGAGCGUAUUUGAAUUGUUUCCCGAGACGCUGCUCAAUCUGCAAGACGAUCUGGAGAAGCAGGGCUCCGAUUUGGCCGGAGUGAAUGCGGAAUUCACGUUCAGGGAGCAAAAGCCAACCCAGAUGAUUAAGCAAGAGAUUGACUUCCAGAGCCUGAACGAACGCUGCGCCAGCGAUGAGAACAAUCGACCACUGACAGACUCCCAGGUGAAACGCGAGGAACCAAGUUUUCCACAAUCCAUGUCGAUGAGCAGCAGUUCCCUGCACAAAUCCUGUCCACUGGACUAUCAGCCUCAGGCGCCCGAUUGCAUAUCGCUCGAUGGCAUUGAGAUCACACUGGCGCCCUAUGCUGCGAAGUAUCUGCUACUGGCCAUAAAAGACCGCAUACGUCAUGGUCGUCAUUUCACAUUUAAGGCCCAGCACUUGGCCUUAACCCUCGUCGCUGAGACGGUUACAGGAGCCGCGGUUAGCGUUAGUGAACCGUUUGGGGUACUUGGCUAUUGGAUUCAGGUGUUGAUACCCAAUGAUCUGGUGCCGCGCAUGAUGGAAGCAUUUUGCAACGCACAACUGAAUGGGAAGACGGAGCCGACAAAGCGUCUCGAAUUCGAUUGGCCCGAUAAGAAUUUUAAGCUAAUUGUGGAUCAACCGAUUUGUGCGGCGCCGCUGCCCGCAGCAAUGUCCAUUGAGGCGCCCAUCAACUGAACAGCUUAUUUAAUACUAGUAUUAUAAAUUAACUGAAAAAUGAAUCUUCCACUAACAC
Drosophila grimshawi is the source of this 1501-nucleotide messenger RNA. RefSeq names its product suppressor of fused homolog (gene Su(fu)). Gene Ontology annotation, cellular component: cytoplasm; nucleus. NCBI's taxonomy places the organism in Eukaryota, Metazoa, Arthropoda, Insecta, Diptera, Drosophilidae. Gene Ontology annotation, molecular function: transcription factor binding. The record is from RefSeq and is a predicted model, not a curated record. Bases 16 to 1443 code for a protein of 475 amino acids. The transcript is spliced from 2 exons.